This is a messenger RNA of Danaus chrysippus (African queen), 1005 nucleotides long. Lineage: Eukaryota; Metazoa; Arthropoda; Insecta; Lepidoptera; Nymphalidae. The record is from the annotation of a GenBank genome assembly.
AUGUAUGAAGAUGAUAACAUUACCUCUACUCCUAAGCGUUACGCACUAACAGAAGUUACAAAUUCAACGAGUUACGUCUCACCGACGGCCAAUUUAAAGUUGUUGACGAAUGUUGCGUUGCAGUAUCCCACGCCGCCGCCAAGCACGGUUCAUCGAAAAGAAAAGUCUCUUCAGAUAUUAUGUGACAAAUUCCUCAAUUUGUAUCCAUUACACGGAAAUGGUACGGUGGAAAUACAACUGGACAGCACCGCAGCCCGGUUAGGGGUUGAAAAGAGAAGGAUGUAUGAUAUAAUUAAUAUUUUGGAAGCCAUGCAAUGUGCGGUACACAAAAGAAAAAACACUUAUUUGUGGCAUGGUGGUGCAAGGCUGAAUUCUUUUCUUAAAAUGUUGAAAAGACAAGGAGAAAAUUUGAAGUUAUCAGAAGCUCUUAGAGGAAGAGCACCAAAACCACCUGCACCAAAGCAUAAAACUUUGGGUGUUUUAGCCCAAAGAUUUUUGAUGCUUUUUUUAGUGGAACCUCCUAAUACACUAAUAAAUUUAGAAAUGGCUGUGAGUGUACUUAUAGACACAUCAAACAAAAGUAAAUCGGUGCUAUCUCCUGAGCAGCAGGACCGUCAACACAAGUCCAAAGUCAGGAGGCUUUAUGAUAUUGCUAACGUCUUUAUUUCAAUUGGUCUCAUAGAAAAGGUUUCAGGUAAUUUGAUACUAAAGAAGCCAGUAUUUAAGUAUGUUGGUCCAUUUAAGAUGAAGGAAACAGAGAAGGUUGUUUGCACUCCAUCACCCAUCACACCGCUAUCAAUAUUAGAUACACACCAACAAAUGACACCAUGUCAUGUAUUUGCUGGGAAAUCUAAGAGAAAACUAGAAUUUGCAACACCUACCACUAGUACAGAGAAGCUCGGACUGACGACCCCUCCACACACACCAUCUCACAAAUGGGAUGAAAUCCUUCUUGUAGCUGACAUGGAACUUAAUAGAAUUAACAGUGGUGUUGUGAUUAUUUAG